GACAGUUAAGUUGAGAGUGGGCCGAGACGCACCGUAUCUUACUUUCCGAGAGUCCGAGAUGCCCUUAGAGUCGAAUUCAACCAUAACAAAACUCCCGCCACAGUGAAGGAAGGAAGAAGAGGCCGAGUUUUCGAAUCUUGCAUCACCUAUUCAUGAAUUACGAAGAAUUUGAGGUGGCAGGUAGUCUACAAAGUGCUUCCUUCUACCAUAGUGAGGAACUUUGUUCUUCACUUCCGUCCACAGCCACUCAAUAUUGUUAGCAUGCAUGGCUCUGUUAUUCGGAUCCACAAAGAUGACAGAGUGGACAGAUCUGUUGUCCAACAUACGAACACACGCCUUUACAAGAGCUUCAUCUGCAUGGACUUAGAAUUUAUGAGGCACCCACCAGAUUUUUAAAGUGAUGCUGUGGACACACUAAAGCCAACCCUCAAAUAAAACCACCACAAACAUGAAUGUUUUGCUGCUUUGCUAUUGAUGCUGUUGAUAAGAUUAUCCAAGGAUAGAGGCAGUAUGGUAGCCCAAUUGAAUGAGUGACCCAGCUGCUGCACAAACAUGUCACAGACCACAGAGAGGGGAGUGGGCAACUUAGAAGACAAGAAAUGGAUUUAGGAAAGACCAAGAAACAACUCACCACAUCACUAGAACAACAGCAACACCAGAUACCAUAUGCAGAUGGAUGCAACUUUGGAGAAGAGCAGAAUGUAUUACAAGAUGGAGCCUCAAUCCCUUCCUCAAAAACUAGCAUUGAAGAGACUGAAACACACAAGGACCAGGAUGGAACUCACUCUAAUACUGAAAGUGAAAGAAGAAUGGAAGAGACUGGAGAGGAAGAGAAGAGUAAAAAGAAUAAAAAGAUGGAGUUCCCUGACAUGAGUGAACCUGGACUUUCAGAGGAAAAUGAAGAUGAAGAUGAGGAUUAUGGUGAAGGUGAAGAAGAUGAGGAGUUAGAGGAGGAGGAAGAGGUGGAGGAGGAGGAAGAAGAAGAUGAGUUAGAAGAAGAGGAAGAGGAAGAAGAAGAGGAGGAGGAUGAAGGGGAAGAAGAGGAAGAAGAAGACGAAGAAGAAGAAGAGGAAGAAGAAGAAGAAGACAUUGAAGGAGAGGAAAUAGAUGUAGAGAAUCUUGAAAAUGCAGAAAGAAUGGAAGAAGUAAUUACAGAAAAAAAAAUUAACAGAACUGACAAUGAAGUAAACCUUGGAAACAUUAAGGAAGUAGAAAAGAAGAAAGAAGAAAUAGUUUCAUUUGACAAAAAAAGAAAGAAAGAGGAAGAGCUCAUAACAGAUGAAGAAGGGAUCUCUAAAAGAAAGAAAGGAAAAGUUGAACAGCAAAAAGAAAUGGAUAAGGAAGAGGAGGAGGAAGAAGAGGAAGAGGAAGCAAUCAUUUCAACCCCAGCACAAAGGAAAGAGGUGGAGACAACAGAGACAGAGACAGAAGACUCAGAGGUGGAGGACUUCCCAACAGAGGGUCUGCUGCAGGAACUUCAUUUUCUCAAUGCCAGCUGUGAGAGACGGCACCUGCAGAAGGGUGCUCUCUCUCAGGUACACAAGACUCCAAAAAAACAGAAGAAGCUUGAUUUUGGCACUCCAUCAGAGGACUCAAAGGUGAGGGAAGAGAACCGAAGUGGCAGCAGCAGUGCUAAGAGGAAACGGGCCAGAAAGAGUACCACCCCUUCACCUCACAAAAUUCAUCCAGGCCAAAGCCCAAAGAUGAAGUCAAACAAAAUUAGUCCAGUGGUGAAGGGAGAGGAUGAGGAAUAUCAAAAUUACAAUGAGUGUUAUACCUCAGAGGACGAAGAGGAUGAUGAGGGUGCCUUAACUAUUGUGGCACAUGACGAGUCACCCAAGAAGAGGAAAGGAACAUCCCCUCCGAAGUCAAAGAAGAAAAUGCGUGGGGAGGAAGGCAGUGAAGCUGCUGGGGAAGUGCCUCAAGAGGUCAUUGAGUUGAUUCAGUCUGGUAUUGAUGAGAUGCUGGAGGAGAAGGCUGAGCGAACACACCUCACAGCCAUCCAUGUCAAGAACAUUAUCAAGAAUGUGAUGACUGAUGAGAAUGUGUUGGCAAUGGUCCGCAACACUGUCCUUGGCAUUCCUGUUGGUGGUUCUGCUGGGUCUGCAGUAUAUGAACCCACCCUGACCCGUGCCAAAACAAAGGAGCUGAUGGAGCAGCAAGCAGCAGGAAGGGGCCAGAGCAACAUCUGGGCUGGGCUGUCCAACCAUUCACCUGUUGCCACCUCCACCUUCACCCCAGAGACACAGGCACUUGUUUCUGUUGAUUUCCCUGAUGAGGAUGAAGAUGAAGAAUACAAGCCAGAAGCAGAUGACCAGCUACAUAGUGAUGAAGAGAGCCUAGUGUCAGCUGGCUCUCCAUCCACACCAUCCAAUAUACAAUCUGCCUCCACUCCAGGCUCCCACCAUAGCCUCAACACCCCAUGCUCUUCAAGGAGUGUGGAUGUGGGCACACCAUCCAGCCAGGUGCCAGUGUUGUUCAAGACACCCAGUUUUCAGAAGAAGAGUGUCCAACGUGUGCUGUCUUUCGACAAGGUGCCAAAGCAAGAGCAGGAGGUGGUGAGUCAGCGCACUCGGUCCAAGCUGCCCUUGACAGAGACACCACUGGAGUGCCUGGAGAUGGCCUUCAGACCACCAGAUGUGACCACUGACAUGUAUGAAACAGAGGUGGACAAUGAAGAAUGGAAGGAGUUCCUCAUUGACUUCAUUCAUCCAUUAAAGAGCACUGAGGUUGGUGAAGAUGAAGAGGCAGAUCCUGAGUACAACAUUCUGGAGGAUAAGGAGGAUGCACUGGAUUUGAGGGAAGAGAUGCGAGGAGACCGAGCUGUUCAGAUCUCUAAGAAGGAGAUCCAGCAACUGAUGACAGAGUUGUUGGACACUUUGGAUGGGGAUGAGAGGUCUGAGCCAAUAAGAGCCCACCUUUCUCAACAUAUAGUUGCACGAGAGGUGAAAAAGUCAUCAUUUAAGGUUUCUCAGCCUAACCAGCAGCAGGAAGAUGGAUCAGCACAAGGAUCUAUCUGGGUGGAAGUUAUGACGGCCAAAUUCACACCAACUCAGCUAGAAGUUUUGCAGUGCCAGAUGAUACAACAUGUUCAGUUGCUGACCACCUCAGUGCUCAUGGCCCACGGCAGCCACCAGUUCCCUGAACUGAAAGAGGUUGCUGAUGCCAGUGUAAAGAAUCUGGAAGAAAUGAAAAUUACUUCAGAAUCCUGUAGUUUCCAGAAUACUUUUUUCAAUCCAGUCAAUCUCUCAGCUGCCCUGGAUGUGGUGUCCUCCCUCAAAGACAUGAGUUCUUGUGCAAAAGAUGAGUCGAGCAGCAGCAGCAAUACCUCAGAGAUUCCACCUGAUAUUGUGGAUUUGGUGUUAAACUCUACUGCCUUUCCUUACCCUCACCUGCUGCCAACACGCAUGUUCCAGCUGCCAACCAUGCGGGGCUUCAACAAGGUGGUCUUUUUACCCUCAGAAGACAUAUUGAUGGCUUUGGGUCUAGAGCGUUACCUGAAUCCUAAGUAUCAUGCUGAGAAGUGCAGGAGACCUCAGCACCGUAUCCUGAUGGAGGCACUGACCGAGAUCACCUCAAGCAUUCUAGUGGCCAAGACAGCCCGCCAGGCUGCUAACAGAGUCAAGAACAUCAGAAGCCGUGGUCGGGACACUCCCAACAACCCUGUCCUUCAAUACUUAGAAACAGGCAUGAUGGAGAUACCCUCUGCCAUGCCUGACCCUCUGUUGCCGUUUUUCCCGUGCCCUGUACAUGCCAUGCCAGAAGCCAGCUUACGGAAUCCCUUUAAGGCUGUGGUGAAGAAACAGCAGUUUGCCCUCAGAAAGCAACAGAAGGCAAACUACAAAGCAGCCCUGCACUGUGAUCUAAGAGCCUUAGAGGCCAAGUUUAAAGGGGUUGGAGGAAUAAAGCAUCAGAUCCACAACAUUGUCAUCAUACAUCCACCAGAAGGCAGUUCAAUUAUACCCUUAACUUCCUGUGUUAGCAACAUUCCACCACCUUUGAACCUUCCUGAUAUAAAGAUAUCAGAGUCAUCAACUCAGUCCCAGGAAAACUGUAUUGAAGCAGAAACUGACAAGUCAUGUACCAUAAGUAAAGUGUCAGAGAAUAAGCAGUGUUCUCAAAGCAUUGAGAGCACUAGUGAUGAGAAACUAGACAGUAAUCACAGCAGCCUUGUAGAUGAUGUGCACAUAGUGUGUGGUGGGGAGCUGACCUCUGUGGUGUCCCCACAAGGAGAGAGGGACACAUUCUCAGAUAGCCUGUCUGUGACCCAAACACAAGACAGUGGUAAGAACUUAGAGGAUAAUUCCACAGCUCAUCCUCAGUCACAAAGCACAGAAAAUGAAAGUCUUGAGUUAUCAGGGCCUGAGUGUGAUAGCAGUAGGAGGACAUUAGAGUCAGGAAAUAACACAGUGGAAAAACUUAGAGAAAUAAUUCCCCAUAUGGAGGAGGAGGUUAUUUUGGAUGAUGAAAGACAAUCCAGUGACAGUCACAGAGAUACAAAUGAUGAAGCCUCAGAAAUUAAUAUUCAGGCAGACUCUGUUGUAAAAGAGAGUAUCAUAAACAGUGAAAGUAUCUCUGAAUCUCUGAAAGUCUAUAGUAAGAAUGAUGAAAGUCCCAGUUCAGAAAAUAUGCCAUUGUUACAGUGCUCACCAGACCGGGCUUCACUGUGUGAUAGUGCCGCUCCAAGCACCCCAGAAAAGUUGAGUCCAAGAACAGCAAGUUUUCCAAGUCAGCACUUGUACCUGUGCACACCUUUUUCCACUCCACAGAAACCUGAGGAUGAGUGUAGCAGCCCAGUGUCUCUCUCCGCAUCCACCCUGUGCACACCUAUACUCACAGCACCUGCCCUAACCAACUCUCCAGAAAAGGCACUGCAAGAACUCAGACAAAGAAAUUUAACUGCUGAGCUGGAAACAUAUGAGGAGUUACAUGGAGUAGCAGGCAGACCAAUCAAGAGUGUGUUGCACAGCAAGGAUCAGAGUGUACAGCAAGUGGGAGCUAAAGGAAAGGCCACCAUGCCCGUAAGAACGGUGACGCAAAGCCCUAUUACUGCCCUGGCCACAUCAGUACAUGAGGGCUCUGUGUUAUCUAAGGAAAGACAAGGAAGAUCAGUUCACUUAAUCAAUGUCACAUCACACAAGCCAGAAACUAGUCUUCGCAAGAUUUCCCCAGCAAAGACAUUCAAAUCCCCCUUGAAGACCUCUCCUCUGAAGCAAGUGUCCCCCAUCUUACGCAAGUAUCACAAAUAUUCUCCCAAGAGGAACAUCAGAUCUAGAAAACUAUUACCAAUCUUGCCAAAAUUUACAGCUGUAUGCCACAGACUUACACCUAAACCCCAGAAGGCACCACCUACGGAUGCAUCAGAGAAUGCAAGUGCCCAGGGGAAGGUGUCUCAGCACUCUUCGCGGUGUGAGAGUGUGCUGCACAGGUCCAAGCAGCACCAGGGAGAGAAUGGUGACCUACUUCCUCUUGAGGACCAGCUGGGAGGGGAAGGUGUCAGCACAUCCCCUCGGUCCCGUCCAGGACAACAUCGCCUGGAGGAGGACUUUGAGGAGGAUGCUCUGGAGGAGGAGGAAGAAGAAGACGAGGAUGAGGAGGAGGAAGAUGAAGAUGAUGAUUUAGCAGCAGAACAACAACGAGAGGAGCACUUGGCAGCCCUCCUGAAGGCCUCCUCCACCAUCACCCUGAGGCGGAGCGGUGGUGGAGGCGAUGGAGGGGUCGGGGAGCAUGGUGUAGAGCGGAAACUUACCAAACAGCAGCGGAGGCUUCAGGCGCGCAUCUCUGCCUUGUCAUCUGUCCCUGAUCCAGCAGCCCAGGAUAAGUUCAUGGCACAGAGUUACCUGAUGCGAGUAAGAGAGGCACUGGUGGCCCAGGAUCCAGCUUGCUUCAAGAGGUUCUUAUUUAUCCUCAAUGAUUUCACUGAGAACCCAGACAGGAGCCCCAUCCAACUGUAUAACCAGCUGUAUGAAGUUUUGUCUGAUUUUCCACAUUUACUGGAAGAGUUUGUGGCAUUUCUGUUACCCCAGCAAGCCAUUGCACUUGGGAAGUAUGCACAGUACUGUGCCAUCCACCGAAUGAGAGACUUCCUGGAAAAGUUAGAGCUACAGUUUGGCAAGCAGCCUCAGUACAUCCAGAAGAUCAUCCGCCUACUGCAGAGCUUCCAGGGGCGUCCCAGUCUGGACCUGGCAGAGGUGAAAACUGCCAUCACUCCACUACUACGCUAUCCCCACCUAGUGGAGUCUUUCACCCAGUGCUUCCCCUCUCAGCCUCCACCACCUAGUUUACAGAGUGACUUUGAGGACCUAAAGCUGGAACGCUCUGGCUCUGUAGACAGCAUGGAGGAUUUGGUGCUCCCAGAUGAUGAUACCAGCUCCUCUCCCAGUCAGUGUGCAUGUCCUUGUCACUCCAAUGCCCCCUCCACUCAUCCCACCCAACCAACAGCCCAGCCUCAUACCCGGACUGACCACUGUCACUCUUGUGCUCUCAGAUUCUCAGAAGGAAGAGUGUACCUGCAGUGUGGUAAGACAUUACGACCUGCAAGAGUCACCUAUACAGACAGCCAGAGAGGAGUGAAGGUGACACCUUUCGGGGAGUCCAACACUGAAGCCCAGGGUGAAGCAGCCAAGGAAUCCACUGGGUCUUGAAUUCUGGAAGUACCCUAAACCAGGUAGUUUUUCCAGUCAUGAAGAGAUGAAGACUGCUCUUGCUGCAGAAUAAAUGUAUUUUAAGAAGGAGAAACUUGUGAACUUUCAUGAUCAAUAGACAAGCUCAUAAAAGAUGCAGACAUUUGGCAGAUAUACAAAACAAAAACAAGGCACACAUCAGAAAUCUACAGGGUCAGUUCAGUACUUCAUGUAUGUUGAGCAGCACAUGAAAGAUAUUCCCAUAUUUUUAUACUGAAAUAUAUUACAGUUUUAGUGGAUAAAAAUAUGCGUAACUUAUUGUCAGUGUUUGGACUCCUCAAAACGAUGAUGCUGGACAGUGUAGAAUUUAUCUCUUAAUUAGGGCUGUAAUUUAUUAUAAAAUUUUCUUUUAACGAAAGUAUGGUAUAGCAAGAUGUAGUUUUCCAUUACAUAUUUAAAGAUGAUCAUGCUGCAAUGAAAGUUGCCCAUAGCUUGUUUUAUUAGCUUUCCACACCCCAGCCAUGUGUCAUGUCUGGUGGGGGGAGGCUUCAAGGCCAUGCAGGUGAAUGCCUGCUGCCAAAUCUUGUGUUGAAAGAUGAUGGUGUAUGAAUUAAGAAAGCAAAUAUUUUCUUUAUA
Messenger RNA from Scylla paramamosain (green mud crab), 7259 nucleotides. Its product is annotated as GON-4-like protein. NCBI's taxonomy places the organism in Eukaryota, Metazoa, Arthropoda, Malacostraca, Decapoda, Portunidae. Gene Ontology annotation, cellular component: nucleus. Bases 600 to 6644 code for a protein of 2014 amino acids. Gene Ontology annotation, molecular function: transcription coregulator activity. Gene Ontology annotation, biological process: regulation of DNA-templated transcription. The record is from RefSeq and is a predicted model, not a curated record. The transcript has 27 exons.